Messenger RNA from Rotaria sp. Silwood2, 4023 nucleotides. NCBI's taxonomy places the organism in Eukaryota, Metazoa, Rotifera, Eurotatoria, Philodinida, Philodinidae. The record is from the annotation of a GenBank genome assembly.
AUGAAACUUUCGCGGCGAUAUUCUAUCGAUGAUUCUUCUUCAUUCACAUCUGCUUAUGAAGUUUCCUUGAUACAGCAUCCAAAUCUUAUUCGUGAUCGUCAACGCAUCAAAAAAAUUAUAAAGCUAGUUCCUAAAGCAAUAUCAAUCGGGAAAUGUUUUUCUAAUUUCGAUAAGCUCAAUGCAGCAUGCAAUCCAUUUGUUGGUCCAGAGUUACACUCAAAGAGUAGUGAAGAUCCACCCGUUCUUGCUGCAAAAACGAAAUUACGCAGAAUUUAUACUGCAGUCAGGAACUAUUUCACUGUUUACGAUCAAAUAUAUGGUGGCACAUGGUGGCGAAAUAUUAGUGAAAGCACAACACUCAAUUAUGCACAAUGGUUUUCAGCUUUCGAUCGUGCGCGGCAAUAUAACAGUGAACUUGGACACUUUGUAAGUACACGAGAAUAUGACGACUUAACUACAACGUCUGCAGUCCCACUUGGUAUCAAUGUAUCUAAUCUUCUUCUCUACUAUAAUCAUACAAUGGAAGCUUGGAUUUUAAAUGUCACUGUAGAUCCAUCACUACCUUAUCUUGAACUUAAUAGGUUUGUUGAAAAUUUAAAUAAAUACGAUAAUGAUGUGCAAGCAGCUCAAGUAGAUGGCUACGACGAUAUAUUCUCUAGUUUUCAGUGGGCUUUGAAGCAGUAUAACACAGCUGUUGUCGAAAGCAAAAGCCGUCGAAGUGUUUGUGCUAGUGUUAAUAUCCGUAUUUUGCAGAAGGUGACAUUUACACGUCAAGGUUUUUAUGCCGAAUUACAGAUGCAAAAUUCUAAUGAAGUCUCAGAUAUCACAAACAUAAAACUAGAUAUCAUUAUCACUACAUCUGAUGAUAAUAUAAGAGUAGUUAGUCAGCUUUUCAGUGUCAGUGAACCAACGUUUGAUGGUAGUCUAAUGGACGCCAGUGGUAAUGGGACACUUGUUCAUGGUACGUCAGGAAGCGUCAGAUGGUUAAUCAUACCUUAUUAUGAGGCAGCACCAAGUGAAGCGCAAUGGUAUCGUAUUGGCGGAAACCUAUCUUACAUCUUAGAUGAGAAAUUACUAAAUAUAGUUCUCGUUCCUGCUACAGUUCUUGUUCAGCCAAAUGCACGAUUGGAUAUUGCUUAUUUUCUUGAUAAAUACGUUAUCGGUCCAGAUCCCUUGUUAUCUUUAGCUCAACAGCAAAUUUCACAGCCGUUUCUUUUAGCUGUAUUAAUUAGUAACAACGGUCAUGGUGCUGCGAAUGAUUUCCAAAUGCAGAGUGGUACACCAGUCAUCACUGGAAAUCAGAAAAAUCUUCUGAUUAACAUACAAAUGCUGUCGAUGCUGAUCAAUAACACACUUCAGUCAUCACCAAGUUUAUCCGUUGCUCUUGGGGAUCUACAUCCAUUUACAACAACAUCGAUACAAUGGCAAAUGUUAUCUUCACUCAAAGGUGUCUUUAAUUCAUUUAACGCUUCAUAUACGAAUAAAAAUCCGAAUGGCAAUAGUAAACAAUUAUCUCUACUAAAUAGUCUUACAAGCCAUUCUCUGAUUCAUUGUGUAUUGCUAGACAUAUAUUUCGAUCGAAACAAUACAUUGAACGAUGGCAAACUCGAUUAUCUCGUCGACGACGUACCAGAUGCUGAAUUCAUUCCAGAUACCGUUUUCUCUAGUACAAAUGCAACACUAUCAUACAUCGUUUAUCGUAUUUUGAAUGUCAGUUUCAGCACAAAUACUGUCACAGAUGGUUUUAAUACUCGAAUACUUUUAACAGUAACGGCCACACCACUAGAAGUCAUUCAAUCAUUGUCAUUCAUUUAUAUUCUUCUGAAUAUAACGGGUCUAAACGAUAUGAUUGUAAUUUCUUCAAUACGAGCGACCGAUCAAUUGAAUAUUGGCAUUAACACAUGGCUCAGUCAAAAUGACAAUAAUACAAAUACUCUAAAUAUUUUCGAUCGCUCAUUGCAAGAAGGUCCCAAUGUCUAUAAUAUCGUGCUACAAAACGCCAGUAAUGUCAACUCUAGCUACUUCAGUUCUACUCCUCAAAUCAUUUUUCAAGAAACUACAACAAACUCUUUCACAAAUGCCAUAGGUAAUUCUAAUUCAUAUUUCAAUUCUGUUGUUUCUAGCUCACCAACCAUCAGUUCAACUAACUUUUCGUCUUUUAUUGACACAUCUAUCCACUUGCCUACAAAACAUAGAAGCAGUAUUAUGUCAUCCACAAUACCAAAUUAUCUGAAGGAAACUUCUCAAGAUUUAAUAGAUAACACAAGUACUGCUUAUGAAUCAUCAUCGCCACUUGUUACAACUGUCGAAACUAUUACUUCUUCAUUUUUCUCUACUGAUGGUUACCCCAUUUUCCCUUUCAUAAACACGUCUUUUCACGUAACUGUUGAGUAUACCAAUCGUAUAACGUCGUCUACUCAAUCAACCGAAAUGAAGGAGAUUUCUCGUCCGUCAGUUGUAAGCUCUAGUAUUGCCCACCAACCAUCAUCAUAUUCAGCCGCAGCAACUAAUACUUCGUCACCAUACUCGUCGGACAGUUAUCCAACAUUUACUAGCACCAGCUCACUAACCAAUAAAGAAACAACCCUAGUUGAAAACAUACAAACGGCUACCACUACUUUGUCCGCGGGAUUUUCAUCUAUCGCCUCAACUAGUAGAAUAGUAUCGAUAUCACCACUGAUCAUUUCAUACAUUCUCUUUCUCUUCCUGUCCAUUCUUAUCAAUAUUAAUUCGACUGAUCACUAUGCGAUUGAACAACAACUUCACAACAAUAUUGAUCUAGCAAUAAAAUUAUCCGACAGAAAACAGUUAAACUUCUCAAUGAAUGAAAAAGAGUCAUCUAAAAUCUCACAGUAAUUCUACACAUCAUCAAUUCUAUUCAAUAUUCACACACAGUAGACCAUCUACACUGCCGGACAAAAGUUUAGGACUUUUUAUUUUUCUUCUUUUUUUCGAACAAUAAGCGAUAGAAAUUUGAUUUAAGAAGUGAUAUAGACAGUAUGAAAGAAGGACUACUAAAUGCGCUGUGGGAUGCGGCUAGAUCUUCUAACUGCAGCUUUUAAAAGUUAAAAAAAGAUUUUUAGGUGAAAAACGUUUUUUUUGCCUUUUGUAUUUUGCUGUUUUUAACCGAGAGUUUUUCCCUAAAAAAAUUGAAACCUUGAUGCUUCGAUAGAGAAUUUCACGAGCUAUUCACUGCUAAAAAGAUUUUGGACUUUUCUCUCUAUUUUGGCCACCUAAAGUCCGUUUUAUUGAAUCCGACCGCAAAAACUCGAACAAGAGCCAUUUAUUCCGUUAAAUUAAAUCCUAUCUCAAUGUAUUAUACACUAAAAGAAAGAGCAUAAAAAACGGCACAAGAUGAUGUAUUUGAAGUUUAAAAAUAAUCAGAUUUUCAUAGAUCUUUUUAAAGGAAAAGGUUUUAGAAAAACUGGCCAACCUUCUUUUUUUAAAACUUUCGUCAUGAAAACUAAACUUUUUUAUUUUUAAAAUUAGUUAGAUAAAUAGAGCACAAAAUUCUGCACAAGAAUAUGUCUUUCUUGAUUUCAUUCAUCGUCACAUCUUAAAGUUGUAAAAUCAAAAAAUUUCAGUUCAGUUUGAUAGAUGUCGCCUUUUGCCAGUGUGUUUCACUGGCAAAAGUGUUUUGCUUAUAACUUGGUCUGAAAAUGGCCUACAAAGCCAGAAAAGGUCUCAUUUUGUUCAGAAUUAAAUCGACUAGAAGUUCACAAAUUAAAAACAGAAUAAGCCGGAUUAUAAGGUUAUAUAAAAACGACAUUUUCGUAUGAGCAGAGCAAAGUGUUUAGCAAAUUAUUUUUCUUUUUUUUUCUUUUUUGUUUAUGGUCUAUCAUCGAUAAAAAAUUAGAAGAAACUCCCAUUCGUUCUGUACAAGAUUUGAAACAACGUCUAUCAGAAGAAUGGAAUAAUCUAUCGAUGCAUAUCAUUCGAGAACUAAUCGAGAGUAUGCCAAAGCGUGUUGCUAAAUGUAUCAAGGCACGAGGAGGUCAUUUUCUUUUGCGAAAUUCCUUUUUC